This is a messenger RNA of Striga hermonthica, 1014 nucleotides long. Lineage: Eukaryota; Viridiplantae; Streptophyta; Magnoliopsida; Lamiales; Orobanchaceae. The record is from the annotation of a GenBank genome assembly.
AUGGAGGUAAAGAACGGGUUAAACGGCACUGGUUUCACAGUUAAAGGCGAUGAAGCCCCUCAGGCCUACAGAGUCGAGCCAAGUGUCGAAAAUCCAGGCGGCCAGUUUGGCGGAUCGACCGCUCCGCCUGCUACGACGGCACCGCCACCAAGCACAGCCGCGUCAACGGAUAUGAAGAAGAGAAGGGGUAGGCCAAGAAAGUACUCAGGAGAUAGUUCGGCUGUGGCACUGUCUCCCAUGCCUAUAUCUGCUUCCAUUCCCUUCACCGGAGAUUAUUCCUCAGCUUGGAAGCACAGUGCGAGCCGGCCAGUUGACACUUUCAAGAAAAAACCCAAGUUGGAGUCUGAAAGUUCAGGACAACCAGCGGCGUACCCUGUCAGUGGAAGUUUUAUACCUCAUAUGCUAACUGUAAACACUGGCGAGGAUAUCAUGAUGAAGAUAAUAUCAUUUUCUCAACAGGGGUCCAGAGCCAUUUGCGUUCUCGCUGCAAAUGGCACCAUCUCAAAUGUCACACUUCGACAACCCAAUUCUUCUGGUGGUACUUUAACCUAUGAGGGUCGUUUUGAGAUUCUUUCUCUAACAGGAUCAUUUAUGCCUAGUGACAAUGGGCUUACGAAAAGCAGAUCUGGCGGGAUGAGUGUCUCCCUAGCCGGGCCCGAUGGCCGCGUAAUGGGCGGAGGAUUAGCUGGCAUGCUAGUUGCUGCCGGCCCUGUUCAGAUUGUUAUUGGAAGUUUCCCUCUUCCGGGACAACAACAGCAAGAGCAGCAAAAACCUAAAAAACCGAAUUAUGAGCAUACAAUAUCAUUCAAUCCUGUUGACGCAAAUCCUAUUUCCGAGCAUAGAUAUGAGGCCUCAUCCUAUAAUGGUCCUAAACCAAAUCUGACUGCAUCAGCUUCGUUCAACUUGGCUAAUGUAAACUCUGCUCAUGGGCCCAAAAUCACAGACAAUCACGAACACAGUGCUAAAUUGCCCAGAGGAGAUUCUAGGGAGCCUAGCCAUGAAAUAACAUCCUGA